Aspergillus candidus is the source of this 1617-nucleotide messenger RNA. RefSeq lists its product as uncharacterized. Gene Ontology annotation, cellular component: mitochondrion. The coding region runs from base 1 to 1617 and encodes 538 amino acids. Gene Ontology annotation, molecular function: D-lactate dehydrogenase (NAD+) activity; D-lactate dehydrogenase (cytochrome) activity; FAD binding. Lineage: Eukaryota; Fungi; Ascomycota; Eurotiomycetes; Eurotiales; Aspergillaceae. The record is from RefSeq and is a predicted model, not a curated record. Gene Ontology annotation, biological process: lactate catabolic process. The transcript has 4 exons.
AUGUACACAGGCCGCAUCCUCCCCCCAAAUACAGACGAGGUCACCCUCGACGCCUUCUUCAACAGUGUUGCCAGCCACGUCGGUGCUGAAAAUGUCUCCAGAGACUACAUAGAAGGUGCAUCACCAGACCGUCAAGGUGCGUGUAGCUACGCCGACCCGUUCCCCAUCGCGCGAGACCAUACUCCUAGCGGUGCGGUACCUCCGCAGAAGGUCGAUGAAGUGCAGGCCAUCCUUAGGGACGCAAACCGGUUUCGAAUCCCAUUGUGGACGGUGUCUCGGGGGAAGAAUUUAGGGUAUGGCGGGUCGGCUCCGGUCGUGAAAGGAAGCGUGGUGUUAGACUUGCACCGCAUGAAGCGAAUUAUUGAAAUCAACGAGGAGUUUGCAUAUGCAAUCGUGGAGCCCGGAGCUACCUUCUUUGAUUUGUAUGAGGCUGUUAAAGAGCGCGGCUUGAAGCUCUGGCCGUCUGUGCCAUCACUGGCAUGGGGUUCUGUGCUGGGAAAUACCCUGGAUCGAGGGUUCGGCUAUACCCCUGAAGGGGAGCACGCGCAGAUGCAGUGUGGGAUGGAAGUUGUUCUUCCGAAUGGUGAACUCGUCCGGACAGGCAUGGGAGCUAUGGAAGGGAACAAAUGCUUUGCUUUGUACAAGGGAGGACUAGGCCCUAGUGUUGAUGGUCUCUUCUUCCAGUCUAACUUAGGCGUGGUCACGAAAUUGGGAAUACACUGCAAUCCGGCUCCAGAGGCAUUUAUCCGCUGUGAGGUAUUCACUCCCCGAGAGGAAGACCUCACUGCUCUGAUUGAUAUCUCGACGGACCUUCUUCGUCGUCGGAUUUUGUCCAACUCUCCCGGCAUCACCAACAUUCUCGGAAAAAUCUUGGCCGCGGGAGAAGAUAGUGCCGUCCGCGCGAAGAUUGCCCCUUACAUUGGACACAGCGCCAUCCCAAACGAGGUUGUGAAAGAGAUCCAAAAAGUUAAGCAAUGGCCAUGGUGGGUCAACCUGUUCUCGCUGUACGGACCUCCCGAGAUUAUUAAAGUGCAGCGCGACGUCGUGCAGCGCGCUUUUGAGGCCAUCCCUGGGUCCCGUAUCAACUGGGAAUUACACACGAGCCCACCAGGAGAGUUCUUGGACGCGGAAAUAAUUGGGCCAACACCGGAGAUUCUCCCUCAAACUGGCCGUCCCACCCUCCACUCGUUGUCAUGCCUGGAGUUUCGUGGGAAAGGCGCCGGUCAUAUUGCGUUCGCACCGGUGCUGCCUCCAUCGGGGCGUGACAUGUACGAGUGGUAUCUGGAGGCAAAGGAACUGACCAUGACAGCCGGGUUCGACUUCCUGGCUGACUUCCACCUGUUUGCGCGAUAUGUAAUUCCCAUCGAUCUAGUAUUAUUCACCGCUUCCGAGCAGGACACCAUGGCGUCACUGUUGAGAAAGCUGACCGACAUGACUGCUCAAUUGGGGUACACGGAGUAUCGGACUCAUGUCAGCUUUAUGGAUGAUGUGGCAUCACAUCAAAAUUUUAACAGCGGGGCUAUGGGACGAUUGAAUGCUUCCUUGAAGGAUCUCCUGGACCCCCGUGGGGUGUUGUCGCCGGGAAAGUCGGGUGUGUGGAAUUCCAGCGCGAAGUGA